ACAGGCCGUGGCCGCGGCUGCAAAUCUACAUCAGAAUGUUGGAGGACUUCUCAACGGAGGCGCGAAUGGCAAUGGUUCGCCCUAUUAUUACAGCCUCCUGGGGCAGACGAUGAUGAAGAAGCCGGCGGAGGAGCACAUCAAGCGGCCGAUGAACGCGUUCAUGGUCUGGUCCCGGCUGCAGCGCCGGAAGAUCGCCCAGGACAACCCGAAAAUGCACAACUCGGAGAUCUCCAAGCGGUUGGGAGCCGAAUGGAAGCUGCUGACGGAGGACGAAAAGCGGCCCUUCAUCGACGAGGCCAAACGGUUGCGGGCGAUGCACAUGAAGGAACACCCGGACUACAAGUACCGGCCGCGGCGGAAACCGAAACCGAUCCGGCGCGACGGCUACCCCUACCCGAUGACCUAUCCGUCCGUGCCGGUGGACGCGCUGCGGGCAGGUAUCACACCCAGCUACUUCGCACCAGGUGCUCCGUACCACUUAGGAAGUCAUUUGUCACAAACUAGUCCUCCCACGACCCAGUCCUCCAUCACAUCCCAGAUGGACGUGUCCAAGUUCGCGCUGGACCGGAGCGCCUACCUGAACACGGCCGCAGCCGGCGCCCUGUACGAUUCGACCAAGUCGCAGACGAACCCGUACAGCGCCUACCUCGACCCGACCACCGUCCUCACGAAGGCCUACUUCGACUCGAAGAUGUACCAGGACCGGGCGCAGGCCGCCGCCAACUACGCGUUCGACAUCUCGAAGAUUUACGGCUCCAGUUCGAGCCUGCAGCAGCAACAUCAACAGCAGCAGCAGCAGCAACACCAGCAACAGCAACAACAGUCCGGUCAACAGGGUGGCCAUCAGGGACAUCAGCUGCACCACCAGCACCAGCUGAGCAACGGCGAUGACCGCGAACCGACGCCCCAGCUGAGCGAUGUCAACGUGGACAUUAAACCACAGCUGGGCGAACCCGUGGACAGUUCACCGCUGCACAGCAAUAGCUACGGGGCGAACAACCUGCUCGGGGGAAGUUCCGCCGGGUUGUACCAGUACGCCGGGGCGGGGCAAUCCCUUGGAGGGUCCGGGGGGUCAACCGCCGGAUCGGGUGGAACCGGUGACUACCGGAGACCGCUGACGGUCAUAUUUUGACCAAACUCCGAAGUGAUGGACGACAGAGAUUAUUGAACACAUUUAGGGCUUAAAAAUCGAGAGAUCAACGAUAAGUAUUGCUGUUUAGAGUAUUAAGUGUUAUAUUCUUUCAUUGGAAACGAACCACUCACACGCGCGCGUGCACGUGUCCUUUUCGGCAGAGUUUUUAACUCCGUAGAACAGCAAAGACGCAAACCUCAAGCAUUAUCCAGCGUAGUUCACCACACACAAACACACAGUAGGCGCAAGCGUUUUAAACAUUAUACCAGUUUGUAGCAACGAGAGAACACAUUUUAGAACAGUUUAAGGUUGCAUACGAAACGUUAACAACGCUUAAGGACACGCAGGCAGGCACGUGAUUUAUGCUAAGGACUCCGUAGAACAGAUUAUGAUAAAAGUUGUAUAAAAUUUCAUCCAUGACAUAAAUUAUUACUCGUAGAACGGUAAGGUUAAAAUAUCUCACAUUGCAAAACGCUAGCGAAUAUAAUUAUGUUUAAUUUGAACAUUCUCAAAAAAAAACACUCACCAUAAACGAAUAUAAAAUCAAAUGUUUUAACGAAACACAAAUAAGAAGAAAUACUGUACGUACUAAGUAGAAAUUUAAACACCCGCGCUUGUGUGCAAGUCGCAC
Messenger RNA from Culex quinquefasciatus (southern house mosquito), 1763 nucleotides. RefSeq names its product transcription factor Sox-14 (gene Sox21b). The record is from RefSeq and is a predicted model, not a curated record. Gene Ontology annotation, biological process: cell differentiation; anatomical structure morphogenesis; regulation of DNA-templated transcription. Gene Ontology annotation, molecular function: DNA-binding transcription factor activity, RNA polymerase II-specific; RNA polymerase II cis-regulatory region sequence-specific DNA binding. Bases 110 to 1132 code for a protein of 340 amino acids. NCBI's taxonomy places the organism in Eukaryota, Metazoa, Arthropoda, Insecta, Diptera, Culicidae. The transcript has 5 exons.